Helianthus annuus (common sunflower) is the source of this 951-nucleotide messenger RNA. RefSeq names its product protein LURP-one-related 15. The coding region runs from base 1 to 951 and encodes 316 amino acids. The record is from RefSeq and is a predicted model, not a curated record. Lineage: Eukaryota; Viridiplantae; Streptophyta; Magnoliopsida; Asterales; Asteraceae. The transcript is spliced from 3 exons.
AUGGUGGUGGUGGAUGCACAAUUCAUUGAGCCAUAUACAGUUGAUCUUGCGGUUCAAAAGAAAUCUGGAGUGGCGAAUUUAAGUGGAAAUUUCACGAUUAUCGACGUCAAGGGAAACAUGAUGUUUAAGAUCAAGGACACACUGUUCAGUUUUCAUGAUCGUCAUAUAUUGUAUGAUGCAAACGACAAACCUGUUCUAACUUUCAAGAAAAAGCUCCGAUCUAUCCAUGGGAGAUGGCAAGCUUUCAAAGGAGAGAGCACAACAAAUAAAGAUUUACUUUUUAGUGUGAAGAAAUCAUCUGCACCUAAACAUGAGACGGAAUUAGAUGUUUUCCUAGUUGAAAACAAAGAAGAGACCGAAUGUGAUUGUAAGGUUAUCGGAGAUUGGGAUACAAAAUCUUGCACAAUCUAUGCACAAGAUGGUUCUACUGCUCUUGCUGAGGUGCAUGAUAAGCAAAAUAUUACGAACGUUGCGCAAGGAAAGGACACUUUUGGCAUAACAGUCUACCCAGAGGUAGAUUAUGUUUUUAUUGUUGCACUUGUGGUUAUUCUUACUGAAAUCAAAAGUUAUGAUGGUAUUGGAAAGAACAAGAAGAGAAAGAAAAAGAAAGAAAAGAAGAGCAGUGACAGUAGUGAUGAGGAUAAUAAAAAAGAAAACGCGAAGAUUGAUGAAGAAAGAAAUAAACCUGAGGUGAUAAAAGAACUAGAAGUAGAAAGUAGCGAGGAGGAAGACGAGGAAGAAGAAUAUGAGGAGGAAGACGAAGAAGAAGAAGAGGAAAACGAAGAAGAAAAAGAGGAGGAUGAAUAUGAAGAUGAAGACGAAGAACAUGAUAUGUCUAAUGAAGACGAUAACAACGAAAGUUACGAGGGGGAACCAAAAUUCGACGAGUAUUAUGACGACGACGGAAAUGACAGUAGUUCUAGUGAAGAUGAAAGUCCAAAGGAAAAGUAA